AUGGGUUCUACUGUCUCUCUUCCGCAAGCAACAGCGAAUUCUGUAAGUUUGGGUACACCAACAAUGGUCGAGACAAGAGUCUCUUCUUCGUUUAUUGAAUCCUCCAUCAUAAUAAGGUGUCCAUUUACUGGCCGUGAAUGGCUCGCACUGAUGCCGGGUGGCUAUUCUGGCCCAUUGAUCAUCUACGAUGGACCCAGCAAUCAGUAUGCCCCAAUGGUAGUAGUCAAUCACAUGGACCAUUACCGUACACAAUUCUCUAUUGAAUUGCCGCCUUCUCCAGCUGAGUAUCGAAAUGCAAGUACAGAGGUGUUCAACUGGUAUGACAAGUUCUUCAAGAAUGACAUCUAUUGGUUUGACUUCCCCACACAGUAUAGAGGUAUGCCAGAACGAUUUGAAUGGCGUAGAUCUAGCGGCCAAGAGGUGGUACAACUGGGACGUUUAGACUGGCUAUCUAAGGGCUGGAAGUUGGUGAGGGCUCCACCUGAACAGCCUAACGUCAAGCUCCAUCGAGACUCGAGGAAAUCUGGUAUUUCCAGUGAUGGUGGUGAGAUAGUUGGUGUGUGGAUCUCGAGACACAGUCUAUCUAAAUCUGGACAUUUUGAGCUUAUGGGUUCAGGACUACAGAUGGGACAAUCUUUUAGGUUGAUGGCUAUGGCAUCUGCUUUGACAAUUGAGGCCAAUGUGAUGAGAAUCGAGAGACAAAGACGUAACAAUCGUCUGGCAAAUAUGAACUUUCGCUGA
Messenger RNA from Sungouiella intermedia, 741 nucleotides. NCBI's taxonomy places the organism in Eukaryota, Fungi, Ascomycota, Pichiomycetes, Serinales, Metschnikowiaceae. The record is from the annotation of a GenBank genome assembly.